Pleuronectes platessa (European plaice) is the source of this 4725-nucleotide messenger RNA. RefSeq names its product methyl-CpG binding domain protein 1b (gene mbd1b). NCBI's taxonomy places the organism in Eukaryota, Metazoa, Chordata, Actinopteri, Pleuronectiformes, Pleuronectidae. Gene Ontology annotation, molecular function: DNA binding; zinc ion binding. The transcript has 17 exons. The record is from RefSeq and is a predicted model, not a curated record. The coding region runs from base 425 to 2920 and encodes 831 amino acids.
ACUUCCUUUGACAAUCCAUGGUUUCCGUCGGUGCUGGAUGCUAAGUAGCUAGCUAGCUUAGCUGUAGCACGUAAACGGAGAAGGUGCCGUUUACGGCUAGAGUCCCAAACCGACGGACUUCCCUGUAGGUGCAACCAUAGAUGCAACGGCCCACCGAGCCGCCCACAUCCGUAAGCGGGUAACGACUCACAGAUCUGGGCACAGCGGCACAGGAGCCAUGGAGGUUAGAAGGGCGCUGUAAAUAGCGGGGACUAACACUGCUACUCUCGUCUUGAUUUCCAGUGUUUGCUGCCCAGUCAAUCUAUGUUCUGGCAGUCCGACUCCACAACUCUGUAAAUGGGACGCCAGAUAAACUGUAGAGGAGAUCUCUUUGGUCUUCAAGACAACACUGUGGGGAGAUUGUGACCCGAGCUCUGGUGCAUCAAUGAACGAGGAACCACCAGAGAGCCCUGUCCCGGGCAGAGAGCCUUUGCUGGACAAUGUGGGACCGACCACAGAGGAGAAACCAAGCAGCAAAGCAGAGAGCCCGUCCAAGGCAACACCCUCACAUGCACCCAUUGAGCCCUCGGACUCUCUUCCUGCUAAGAAAACCCCCAGCUUCUUUCCAAUAGAGAAGUCCCCCGAGGAAGUAAACAAAGAGGAAGCGAGGGCUGCAGGUGGAGAGCCUCCUGCUGACUGGUUAGAGCCCCUCGAGGAUGAUGAAGAGGAAGACACCAAUUCCUAUUUUGGUAGGAAUGAUGCAGAGGAAGAAAGCCUGGCAGGGGAAAGUGAGAGGAGUGAGAGCGUGGCGGGCAGCGAGAAGGCCUUCAAAAAGAAACAUCAUAUUCAAGUGACUCGCCGUAAGCGGUCUCAUCCUGACGAGGGAUGGGAGGAGUGGACUGCACUUGGAGAGGGGUGGAAACGCAAGGAAGUUGUUCGGCGAUCAGGGAGCAGCAUUGGUCAGAAGGAUGUCUAUUACAUGAGUCCAAAAGGUGAUCGAGUGAGAAGCAGAGUAGAACUGGUGUCAGUGCUGGAGGGUGUUCUGGACCUGUCAACCUAUGAUUACAAGUCAGGAAAGUUCCACGAUGGCAAGGCACGACCCAUACGAAUUCGACAAAGAGUAAAGAAAAAGAUAAGGGAGCGCUCUUCCUCGGAGUCUAGCUUCAUGGAGAGAGGAGAGGGAGCGGACACUCCUGACUCUUACCACAGGCUCACCCCCAACCUGGGACCCAAAAACGCUUUUUCCAACCAGACGGGCUUCUCCACGCAGAGCACAACCAGCACUCCAAAGCUCUAUCGCAAUGAGGAUCUACCAUGGGAAGACAGAAUUAAACUUCCCCUGCCCUCAUCAUCCAAACCUCUUCCUCUUCCCUCCAUCAAUGGAGAAAUUGGGACAGAGGAGAGCACUUUGGUCUGUGCCAGAUGUGGUAUUUCGUUCACAGGCACAUGGUAUGACAAACAAAGAAAGAGGCCUUGCUGUCCUUCCUGUUGGGCUGCCUCAAAGACAAAAGAGCAUCCGAUGAUCCGUUUCAGAAAGUGGAUUCCUUGUGGCCAGUGUGUGGGAUGUCACAACACCGUGAAUUGUGGGCAAUGUGCCAAUUGCAAACAUGGCCUGCAGAGCCCUGAGUCCCGGAAACGCAUAUGCCGAAAACGCAAAUGUAUUUGUCCUAUUCGCAAGGGACCUGGAAGUGGAGGCUUCCUGCAGCAGAGGUCGUACAAUGACGUUACUGAAGGCUUGGAUGACACAUGUAUGAGUUUUAAGAGUGAAUUUGCUGACUCACAGCACCAGAGUCUCAAAAGCAGCGACACAGAGAACUUCUCUGUCAAUGUGGACGUUGAAGAUGAGGACGAUAUGUCAACUGACGACGAUGAUGAUUGGCAUAGGAAGCGAAAGCGACGCUCGUGUGGAGAAUGCAAUGCCUGUCUCUGCAGGAAAGACUGCGGCACGUGUGAUUUCUGUGCAGACAAACCCAAGUUCGGAGGCAGCAACAAAAAGAGACAGAAGUGUCGUCUACGGCAGUGUCAGAGGCAGGCGAUGAGGCACCUACUGCCCUUCCAGAUGGGACAAGGAGACUUUGGGCCAGAUGGUCCGAUGAGUCCGGGUAGGCCUCGACCUCACUACACGUACAGUCGUAAGUCGAAUUUAAAGCAAGACAAAGGGCAAAAUUUCGGCUUGGACUUCACUGACAAUGAAGACGAUGACUUCCAACCAAUAAGUUGGAGCACUGAGCCUGCCAGGGGUAGCAAACACAGUGAACUGAAUCCACUGAAUUACUCAAAUCCGGAGCAGCAGAAUGGACUGUCUGACAGAGUGCCUCGCGUCAGCAACCAUAACUACAGUCAGCUAGACCCGCAAAGUAAAUGUGAUGCAGAGAGAUCACACUCAGGCAGAUAUGGUCAAAAGCCCAUUGAGGAUGAUGAUGAUGAUGAUGAAGACGAUGAAGAAGAGGAAGAGGACUUGCCCAUGAUCACACAGAUCUUCAGUUUGGCGGCUAAUGCAGCAGGAAGUGGUACUGAUAUUGAAAACCAGCUGAUGAAACUGCUACACUCUUUGCGAAUCUCCGUGCUACCGAUCCUAUGGUAUGCCAUCAUGGUGGAGGGCCCACAGCUGCAGCUCAUCCAGUGCUCCAAACUGUCCAACAUGACCGACACUAUGGUGCUUAUCGACCCAGGCUUCUUCUAUCAGGUCACUGUCCAGAAGCAGCCGCUGCUCCCCACCCACCCGCUGUAUGACAACUACCCCGCAUGCCUCACCUCUGUGACUGAUGUGGUCAAUCUGCUUCUGGGCCUGGAGAAAUAUGCCGUGUGCCAGGGUCUGUCCCCAAAAGAGUCAUCACCUAAAAAGGACCCCAUCGUAUUGGAACGUGCAUCAACAUGUGAUUUCUUGGUGAAAAGGAAUGUGACAAUCUGUAAUCACUGCAGAGCGCUGCAGGGACUUUAACUUCCAGACAGACAGCAGAAACUCUCUGACCACGGUGGAAACCUGCAAUUCUCUAGUGAAAAUAUGUACCAUUUAUUUGUGUUUGUUCAGUUUUAUAUAUUUUUUUAUAUGACAUACUGGAGAUGUUAAAUCGGUCGUGUUUCUUCUCCGGCGGUCUGUGUUUGGCAUCUUAUGUUGUCCGUUAUGUCAGUAUGGGCACUGUGAUUGGAGGGGCUGAAAUCAAUGUGUGAGCCACACUUACACUAAUAUGAACUCCUUUCCCCCUCAUUGUCAUUAAAAUAAUAAUAGGAAAUUUAAUGCCACAUUUUUUUUUUUGUUUUUUUUGUGUCAACAUCGGCCAUCACAAUGUUGUGGUGUAUCACACAUUUGAUAGAAUCAAAACGUAGCAGACUUAAGUAUUUGGACAAAAUAAAUGAUGUUCGCAUUUUUCCCAGAUUUCCAUUUUAUACAAAAAUUUUGGUCUAAAUAACAGUUGCUCCCUUGAUGGUUCUGUUUCUUCAGGAACCAAGGCUUUGAUCAUUUUCUUUUGCAAUACUGACACUAACUUAAGGUACAAACCCCUUAAUUAAUGUGUAUACCAGUUUAUUCAGAUACAAGAAUUAAAAACGAGGAAAGUGAAUACACUGUAUACUAUACACUGAUUUCAUGGAUAUGACAUUGCAUUUAAACCCCCCUCACCACCCUGGCUCCUUGUUCUACUCAUUGAUUAAGAGAAUUGUAUCUAGUUCGUUUCAGUGUUUGUUACAAUAUGACAGUCACUGAAAUUACCAAAUGCAGAAGGAAAUAAAAGCAUUUUAUAAAAGCAGUACAUUCAAUAUCACAUGGAGCAUAAAGGACGUCACGAUGACCCACAUGGCUUCAUGGCAGAGAUAGGAGACGGUGAUCACACAACAACAGAUGCAUCUUUAUGUCAUCGGCAAAGAAAAAGGUACUGAUUAAAAAAAACUCAUUGGAGGUAGUGAUUGCCCAAAGACAUGAGGGAGACUAAAGGCAAGCUAAUGGAGGUCCAGACUUUAGGUCUCUUGGACAUAUAUGAAUAUAUAUGAAAAAUUAUUUUUGGAAAGAAUAACCACCCCCAACAUUGUACUGACUCAACAGGAGUCUUUCUUAAUCAAUACAUUUGUACUUUCUCAGAUGAUCCCUGCUAAAAGCCCAAUUAUGUCCAGUCCUCACUAUAUGUUUUAAAUCUGUUACGACAAAGAAUGGCACUUUUUGAAUGCAUUGUAUUUACAAUGCAGUACAGCUGUUCUGUUACAGCAAAGAGACAUGUUAAACAGAAUGCAUCUGCUCUGAUCAUAAGACGAAAACCAGAGAAAGGCCACGGUCAUCAAGAGUUAUUUGGCUGUAAUGCUUUUGCACUUAAUAUGACAUAGGGGUGCCAAAAUAUGUUAAAUGUGUUUUGUAUAAUUACAUCUGGUUAAAACUGCUGCUGUGGACAUAAGGGUUUGCAUUUUCCUUCCAUGUCUGGGUUGAGUGGUUUGAUGAUUGAUGGUUAAUGUUUUUUAGUUUUUUUAUGACUUUUCUUUAAAGUGAUUUUUUGUAUACCCCUCCAUUGAAUAAGCUGGUGAUUUUAUUUUGACAAUGUGAGAGUUUAUGCAUUCUUAACAUAUCAGAUUUAUUUUGUGUUCCUGGUUUCCUCAAAUAACUGAACAUGUGGAAGCUUCUGUAUGUUUGGGGUCUGUCCAUUAUUCUUUUUUGAACUAUUAUUUAGUGUAUGAAUUCAAACAUUAAGUUAAAUUAAACAGAUGGUUUACUGCCUGUUGUUGCCUUUUUGAAGGCAGUGUUAAAUAAACAUUUCAUCCUGA